Molecule: messenger RNA, 858 nt
Organism: Plectropomus leopardus (leopard coralgrouper)
Lineage: Eukaryota; Metazoa; Chordata; Actinopteri; Perciformes; Serranidae
Gene: acp1
Product: acid phosphatase 1
Biological process (GO): protein dephosphorylation
Cellular component (GO): cytoplasm
Molecular function (GO): acid phosphatase activity; non-membrane spanning protein tyrosine phosphatase activity
Source: RefSeq, a predicted model, not a curated record
CCUUCAUAACAACAUGGCAGCCUCUGGUACGAAGUCAGUGUUGUUCGUCUGCUUGGGGAAUAUCUGCAGAUCCCCCAUCGCUGAAGCCGUCUUCAGGAAGAUGGCGACAGAUGCUGGAGUUGUUGAUCAGUGGAGGAUAGACAGUGCUGCCACCUCCACCUAUGAGAUAGGAAACCCUCCAGACUACCGUGGCCAAGCCUGCAUGAAGAGUCAUAGCGUGCCCAUGAAGCAUGUGGCCAGACAGUGGGUCAUAGACAGUGGUGCCACAUCUGACUGGAAUAUAGGCAGCUUACCGGAUGCCCGCGGUCUGGCCUGCCUAAGGAGUCAUGGAAUAGAGACGAGCCACAGGGCCCGACAGGUGACCAAGGACGAUUUCAUGAGCUUUGACUACAUUCUCUGCAUGGAUGAGAGCAAUCUGAGCGAGUUGAACAGGAAAGCAAGACUUGUGAAAAAUGACCAUACAAAGAUUGAGCUUCUUGGUUCAUAUGACCCGCAGAAGCAGCUCAUCAUCAAAGAUCCGUAUUAUGGGAGCGAAAAAGACUUUGAACAGGUAUAUGAACAGUGUGUACGUUGCUGUAAAGUGUUCCUGGAGAAGAACUCCUAACAACAUCCGACCUGAACCAAUCUUUGCUGAAAUCUAUGGAUAAACAUGAAAAACUUCUCAAAUGUGUUUGACUGUCACACAAGCACUCAAUAAGUAUAACCCUCUUGUUUGUGUCACUGUAAGACCAGAAAAGACAUAUGUUGUAGUGUUGUAAAUGUUAUACAGAGCACAAAUUGUGUACAUUUAGAAAGAUGCUGCGUACAAAAGUUUGUAGACUGUAAAUUCAGGUGAUUAAAUAAAAUGGAUAAAAUGAG